AUGAUGCAAGACUUCUCCCGGCAAAUCACUUAUGCGCUGGAGGAAGAAGAGGUGGAUCAAUCCAAGGGCCGUUUCGAGGUUCACCGUGGGUGGCGGCAAGUGUGUCGAGCGCCUUCUGAGAAGAGGAAGGCUCUGGUCACAACUCGGAGUUCUUUCCAUGCAGACAUGGGCGACCCAGGUGCUUUGACAAAGCAGCGAAUGCUGCUAAAGCUCUGCUCGGUUGGCUGGUCCCUAUGUUCAAUUCUAUUUGUUAUCCUGGACUUUGUGCUGAUUCCGCUCACGGCAUUUCAGGUCUCACACGACUUGCUAAACGGUCUCAUCACCACCUUCUGGGCCCUUCGUCUUGUUUCCAAGGCAUCUUCUGCUUGGACAAGGCCAAGGCAGCUCCGGAAGAUUGCAAGGCUUGUCCUGGGCCUCUUGCUAGUCUCAGCAAGACUUGCACAUGCCUUGAGACCUGCAAACUCCUCACACUUUGCUUGGGGCAUCCUUUUGAUGCUGCAGCUGGUACGGUUGGCCGCGCUGCCGCACUUGUAUGAGGCUUCCGGUCUGGCGGUCCUGGUGCAUGACACUCUGCGGAAAACGAGCCGAGAAGCUCGUGCCUCUUGGAACCUGGCUUGGAUGGGAGUAGGUUCUGUUGCUUGCCUGCACUGUUUGACGUGCGCCUGGUAUGUUGUUGGCUCGCAGACCGAUGGUUGGGCGCAAGCACUGGCUGGUCUCCCAUGGGACGCUUUGGCCAGAUUGCCGCCAUCGCGCAUCACAGAGAACAUGGAGUUGCACACCUCGCCCGAGCGCAUGCUGUCCGUCUUAAGCACUGCGCUCUGUGUGCUUUUUGCUUCGAUCUUCACCUCCGUGGCACCUUGGCAUGUGCUUCAUAUGGUAACCAAUGACAUCUCAGACUUGCGCCGCUUGAGCCGGAUGCAUAAGGAGGCGGAGGACAAGCUGUGCGACUUCCUGCAGGUGCUGGGUGGCAAGGUGUUUAAAUUUUCUUGCUUUGAAAUGUACAGUCUGCUGUUUGCUUGGCGAGCUGUUGAGGCACAUCCUGUGCCCCGCGACCUCGAGCAGCAGUUGAAAAGCUAUGCCCGCCGCCACAUGCGCAGGGUGAUGCCACCAGGUAAGGAUGAGAUUGCGCCCUCCCUUCCGCACUUCCUAUAUGAUGAGCUGUGCCGCGAGGCUUUCAGCCCGGUGCUCAGUGGCCACACCUUGUUUCAUGGGCUUUGUACCAAGUACUCCAGCGUUCAACGUGACCUGUGCGUCCGCUACUUGACAGACUGGAGCAUCAUGGCACAAGAAACUCUGUUCUUGCCCGGGUUGCCGUGUGAAAGUAUGCUCUUCGUGGUGCGCGGCAGCAUCACCUACAGCAAGUCAGAUUUGCCCGCCCCGGCCAGUUCAAUUGUCCCCUUGGAGCCACCCUGGCCGGCCAGUGUCCUGCCUGCCCCUUCCAGGGCUGAUGAUGUUGUGUCAAAGCUUUCAGAAGGCGACUGGCUUUGCGAGCACUGCCUCUGGACCCAUUGGAACUAUCUGGGACAGGCUCGAGCCGAUGCUGGUGCGGACUUGCUUUGCCUGAGCCACGACAAGGUUUUCGAACUUGCUCGAACCAACAGAGACGCGGGCUCCGAGAUGGCUAAGUAUGCGGCACUGGCAAUCAACCUGCUGAACAGCAUCCCAGAGGAGAACCUAUCCGACUUACCCUUUGAGCUGCGCUUCAAGGUGAUAUUUGAAGGAGACAGCAUAACGCGCUGGUCAAUCGGCGUGGGCGACGGCCACGUCAUGUCAUUCUCCAGCAAGGAGGUGGUCUUCACCGCAAAGGCGCAUGGUACUUCCAAGCCGCCGGCCAUCAUUGACAUGAAGAUGCAAGCCGCUACGCUUUUCAUUGCCACAGCCGAUCAGCAAAUCUCGCGAAUCGACGCAGAUGCUCUGCUGACCUCCUCCAGCAAAACUCCAAUGGUUCAGGUUCUCUACAAGGACCUCGGCCAAAUUUGCAGCCUCAGCGUUGCAGGGACGUAUCUGCUCUGGGCAACCGCACGUGAGGUCACGCUUGGAACGGUGGACGGGCCCGAGGUCCUUGUGGCGCAGCGACCAGUGCUCUCCCACGAUUCCCUGCAGGACUUGGUGGGCUCCGAGGUCCAGGUGAUGCAGGUGGAGCUGGCGGCAGACGCCAGCUCUUUCUUCCUUGCAGCUUGGGAUCCCGGGGAGCAGGUGAUGUCAAUCUUUCAGGUGUCCAUCACCUUGGACAGCCUUGACACUGCAAUCGUGGAGCAUCAGCAGCUGCGGCAGUUGCGUAGGACUUGGCCCAGCCAGAGCAUUCGAAUUCUUGCAACUCCAUUCUCUGCAUUCGUCUUCGACAAUCGUACCAUUUGGGGUUUGCCCAGCCUCCUGGAAGAGGACACAUCACCGCACUUGCUGUAUCAGUCUAAGACUUCGGCACGGAUUUCGGGCCUUGGGUACUUCUUCCAGAAGGGCUUGGACUGCGCAGUUUCAGACUGGCUCAACGUCUCUCUGUGCAGCGCCAGCUGUGGGGGAGGAAUCGUACGGCAAGCGCGCGAAAUCCUGGCUGAUGCAUCCGAAGGUGGAAGUUCUUGCCCAGCAGAGUUGGAGAGGGAGCUCCCGUGCAAUGAGCUCCAGUGCCCGGUGGACUGCAGGAUGAGCGAGUGGAAAGAUGAGGGCCAGUGUUCCCGCAGCUGCGGCGGAGGAACUAUCCGGCAGACCAGAGCCGUUCUUUCACAUCCUUUGUUCGGAGGGCAGCCCUGUUCGAGAGUCCUGCAGCACCAUGUGCUCUGCAACUCGCACCCUUGCGAAGGACGUGAUUGUGAGAUGUCCCAGUGGAUGGAUCAAGGGCAGUGUUCGCGAAGCUGCGGAGGGGGCUUGCAGCGUCAGUUCCGCGAGGUUCUGAAGGAAGCAAGCAUUGGGGGCCAGUCAUGCAGCGACAUGAAUACGUCACGUGUGGUGCUAUGCAAUCCCGUCCCUUGCAAGGCAGAAGGUUUCGAUCCUGUAGCAGCUGGCAGAGCAACAGGCUUUGACUUCAAUAUCCAGGACUUCUGCGACUCUUCCGAGGGUUGCUCCAGUGGGAGAAGAGGUCACAAAGUGAAAGAGAGCAAUGGACUUCAACGGGGCGGUUGA
Symbiodinium pilosum is the source of this 3117-nucleotide messenger RNA. The record is from the annotation of a GenBank genome assembly. NCBI's taxonomy places the organism in Eukaryota, Dinophyceae, Suessiales, Symbiodiniaceae.